AUGAAGGUUCAAGAAUAUAUUCUUCUAAUUUUUGCCGCUAUUUCAUUUUGGGCGGAGGCAAUUGCUCCAAGGGUUUCCCAAGGAUUUCCCUACGAGUCUCUCGACUGGCCGACAAUGCCCGACAUUUCUGGAUCGUCGCCCACAGGAUACGACAAAUCGUCGUCCUCCGGAUACGACAAAUCGUCGGAGGAGGAUAACUGCAAUGAGGACUCGUGCGGCAACAUUUACAAAUUCACCGCAAGAAAACCCAACGGACAAAACGUUUGUUUGCAACAAUACGUUGGAAAAGUGUUGAUCAUUGUGAAUUACGCUUCAGCAUGUGGUUUCACAUACAACAACGUACGCACUCUAUCGGACUUUGCUGAAAGGUACAGGAAAUGUGGCUUGGAGAUACUGGUAUUUCCCAGCAACGACUUCUUACAGAACAUCGGUGGGGAUAUCGCAGCCGAAGAGUUCGCAAAUAAUCAUCCUGAAUUUGAAGUAUUUUCGGAAAUUUGUGUAAAUGGCAGAUCACAACAUCCUUUGUACAGAUUUCUCAAGAAUAAGUUACCGGGUGCUUGUAACGCAAAACCUAUUAAAUGGAAUUUUACCAAAUUCGUAGUAGACAGGAACGGAUGUCCCGUUCAACGAUAUGCGGCCACAGACAGUUUUAAGGACAUAGAAGAUUUAGUACAAGAACUGUUAAAGGACCAACGUUGCUAA
This is a messenger RNA of Macrosiphum euphorbiae (potato aphid), 702 nucleotides long. Lineage: Eukaryota; Metazoa; Arthropoda; Insecta; Hemiptera; Aphididae. The record is from the annotation of a GenBank genome assembly.